This is a messenger RNA of Bombyx mori (domestic silkworm), 823 nucleotides long. Its product is annotated as tRNA-specific adenosine deaminase 2. NCBI's taxonomy places the organism in Eukaryota, Metazoa, Arthropoda, Insecta, Lepidoptera, Bombycidae. The transcript has a single exon. Gene Ontology annotation, biological process: tRNA wobble adenosine to inosine editing. The record is from RefSeq and is a predicted model, not a curated record. Gene Ontology annotation, cellular component: cytoplasm; nucleus. Bases 1 to 492 code for a protein of 163 amino acids. Gene Ontology annotation, molecular function: tRNA-specific adenosine-34 deaminase activity.
AUGGUUGAUCAUAUGAGAAGGUGUCUUGAAUUAGCAGCUGAAGCUCUGGCUCUUAAAGAGGUGCCUGUUGGUUGUGUAUUCACAGUUAACGGACAAAUUAUUGCAGAAUCAAAAAACAGUGUAAACGCCACACACAACCCAACUAGACAUGCGGAAAUCAACUGCAUUGAUCAAAUUCUAGAAUACUGUAGAUUAAACAACAUCGAUUACAAGCUAUAUUUCAAGAACGUAAUUGUGUAUGUGACCGUUGAACCGUGCAUAAUGUGCGCGGCAGCGCUCAACAAUCUAAACAUCCGUGAGGUGGUAUAUGGUUGCCCCAAUGACAGGUUUGGCGGAAAUACCGUUUUAGAUGUCAGUAACUUUUAUGAACAAAAUUAUAUUUUAAAUGGAAACUUGUUGGCAGAUGAAGCUAUGAUGUUGCUCAAAGAGUUUUAUAAAGGGAUAAACCCUAAUGCCCCUGAAUCAAAAGUGAAGAAAGAUAAAAAAGUUUAAUUUAAUUAAAAUAUUGUCGAAGACUUCCUAAAGUGAAGAAAAGUGUAAUUUAAACGUAGAGAAUUAUACAAUAUUAGUCUAUUAAAGAUUGUCCACAUAAAACUUCAGUUUUAUCAACAAUUUUUUUUUUUAAUUGAAGUUGAGAUUACUAUAGUCGCCAAACUGAAUUUUUUUAGUGUAUAUGAUCUGAUUUUUUAAUGUACAUGCACAAUACAAGUAAUUACUGUGAGUUCACUAUUUAUCAAAAGUAUUAAAAAGGCUCAUAUGAUUUUUGUACGAUAAAUCCUUAUCAUGUUGAUACUGAUUAUACAAAUAUAAGUGAUAUACUGUU